AUGGUUCUGUUCGGGUCCCAGCUCAAGAUCCAGAUCCUUUCUUCCUUGCUCUCCCUCCCGCCUUCUUCCCUAGCAGCAGGGUCUUCCCCCAGAUCUCCGGCCGAUUUCGGGAUCAAGACGAGGAACUCUCAAUUGGGCAGCUCUUUCUCCUCCUCCGGUCUAUCCCCAUCCCCCGUACUGAAAUCCACGACGUUCGGGUCGGACAAUUCGGGCGAAAUGGAGCUUUCCGAGGACUAUACCUGCGUCAUCUCCCACGGCCCCAUCCCGAAAACCACUCACAUGUUCGACAAUUGCAUCGUAGACGCCUGCUGCGGCGUGUUUACCCUCGAUCCCUCGGUCAAAGAAGUGUCCGACGAUUUCUACCCUUCUUAG
Linum tenue is the source of this 372-nucleotide messenger RNA. The record is from the annotation of a GenBank genome assembly. Lineage: Eukaryota; Viridiplantae; Streptophyta; Magnoliopsida; Malpighiales; Linaceae.